Molecule: messenger RNA, 2021 nt
Organism: Sesamum indicum (sesame)
Lineage: Eukaryota; Viridiplantae; Streptophyta; Magnoliopsida; Lamiales; Pedaliaceae
Product: DNA-directed RNA polymerase subunit beta-beta protein, putative (DUF506)
Source: RefSeq, a predicted model, not a curated record
UUCGAUAGGCUCCUUUUUUUUUUUUUUUUUUUUCCUGUUCCGUUUCUCUUGGGUUGUGAGGUUUAGACGUAAUUGAAAGCCCUAAGCAAAAGCAAAGCUAUUUUAGUUAUUUCCUAACAGACUUCAGAAGUUAUUCCAUGCUUUGUAUCGCAAAUAGUGUCAAGUGGUGGAUUAUUAUAAGUCAUCAUGAUAAUCCAUGAGAUAAAGGCAUCUGAUUGUUGUUAAGGUUUUCAAGUUUCUGUAGAUCGGUCAAUUUCUAACCAAAUUAGCGUUUUUUGUGUUAGAUUGAAUUUGUUUGAUGGGUUUUUGAGACAUUUUCCGGAAAUCGUCCAUUUUUUGCCUUUGUCGCUGGCUUUUUUGUUGAUCAGGGUGUUCAAAUCCCUACCUUUGUGUUUGUUGAGGAGUUAAUCGGCAAUUUUGUGGCCAAUUUUAUCUAGAUUUGUUAGGGUGAUUUGAAAUUACCUUAGAAUUUGAAGUCUUCAACGUUGACUGAAAUUUACGACUGUGUGCUGCGGAAAAAUGGAGCAUGGAAGAAACUAGAAAAGCUCCGCACAAAUCAGCGACUUCGGGUUUGAUAAGAUUAAUGCCUUACCCCAUGAAGAUUCAACCAAUCGAUUUCGACGCGCCGGAGGAGCCGCAUCCAAAAUAUGAGACAGCGGUGAAGCCAGUAUUCAAGUCAAGGUUCAUGCGGCUUUUCGAGAAGCCGUUCUCGAGAGAUAAGUCUGCCGGCGCCACCUUGCUGCCGCAUAACUGCAACAAGGACGGCGUGGAGGAGUUUGAGCCGAGCUCGGUUUGCCUAGCGAAAAUGGUUCAGAAUUUUAUCGAGGAAAGCAACGAGAAGCAGCAGAGGUGUGGAAAGAACAGGUGCAAUUGCUUCCAUGGAAAGUGUACAGGAGGCUCCGAUGAGGAACUGGACUCGUACAAUUCUUCUUUCGCCCACGCAUAUGACGUCCUCAAGAGUUUAGCACCGUGUUUGUGUGUUUCUGAAAGAAAUCUGCUAGCCGACACUGCAAAAAUCGUCGAGAGAAACAAGAUCACUAAGCGUAAAGACGGGGUUUGCAGAAAAAUUGUGGCAGAUGGUCUAGUAGCUCUUGGAUACAACGCUUCAAUCUGCAAAUCUAAAUGGGAAAAAUCCCCCUCCUUUCCCGCUGGGGAAUACGAGUAUGUCGAUGUGAUAAUUGAAGGGGAAAGAUUGAUAAUUGACAUAGAUUUCAGAUCGGAAUUUGAAAUUGCAAGGUCCACCAAGGCGUACAAACUGGUUCUCCAAACACUGCCCAAUAUAUUCAUCGGAAAAGCCGACCGUCUUGAGAAGAUAAUCGCCGUUGUAUCUGAAGCAGCCAAGCAAAGCUUGAAGAAGAAAGGCAUGCCUUUCCCUCCUUGGCGCAAACCCGAGUACGUGAAAGCCAAAUGGCUCUCCCCUUUCACCCGACUCGGCCCAUGUCAAAUCCCUUCAAGUUCACCAUGCAACAAUGAUAUAGAAACCAAGCCGACGGGUGAGAGGGAGUCGGCACUGAUACCAAUGACAAUUCUUGGAGAGAAAUGCGCGCCUCUGGAGAAAACUAACAAUGAUGAUGGUGUGUUUGUCUUUUCUAACAGUAGCAGCAGCCCACGUGAAGAUGAUGGUUUCAAGAGUGUGAAGAAAUGGGAGCCACCAGAGGUCAAGCCCAAGAGUGUGAACAAAGGAGUGAAGAUUGUGACUGGUUUGGCUUCUGUAAUUGAACCUAAACCAUAACAAAUUUUGGAUUUGUUUUUUUCUUUUCUAGUUAUAACAGAUUUGAGUACCUUAAAUCUUACAUGCCGAGGUACCAUCUCUGGUCUCUUUGUAAUUCCCUUCGGUUUUUUAUGUAAGGGUGUUGAAAACUAGUAGCAAUUAGUGCUAAUAUCAUCAAUAAAGAUUGGAAAAGAACAGCAGCACAGCAGCAGCAGCUUGUAAGCCCCUUGUUUAUUGUUAUGCCCUUCCUGGCUCAUUGCUUCACAGUACUUUCCCUUGUUUCAAUCGAAAUGAACUUUGUUUGCAUGUU